AUGAAGUACUCACCUGUGCUCCUCCUCGUCUUCGCUCUCAGCGUCCAGGCCAAUCCGUCGAUCUCGCAUCGCGUGAUCAAUGGCCAGCAGGCGACUCCCGGAUCGGCUCCUUAUCACGUUCACAUCCUGAUCAGGCAGAAUCAGGCUGGACAGGCGCGCGUCGGCAGCGGUUGUCUCAUCUCCAUGACUCACGUUCUCACCACCGCCCAGAAUGUGCGAACCUUCGGUCAUUGGGAAGUCGGAGCCGGAAAUGUGAAUCGCAAUCAGCUGGAGUGGCGCCAAACCACUCAAGCUCUCGCCCAUCCGCAAUUCGACCACAACACGCUGAACAACAACAUCGCCAUCAUCACGGUGAUGCAGCCCUUCAAUCCCACGAUGAACAUCCAGGCCAUCGCCAUGCCCACGGCCCAGGACACACAGGUGCCCUUCGCCAACGAGGAGUGCCGCUUCAACGGCUUCGGCUUCACCGGCCCCACCGGUCCCUUCUCCGACCAGCUCCUCAUGGGCUUCAAGCGCGUCACCACCGAUCAGGUCUGCGCUCAGACUUACCCGCACCUCGGCAGCUUCCUCAACAACAACUUCUGUGGCCUGGACGCCGCCCAGAGCACCUUCUGCGGCGGAGAUCAGGGCACAGCGCUGGUCGGCAUGGUUCGCUUCCAGACCGUCGUCGUGGGUCUGGCCAGCUUCACCAAUCCCAACUGCCAGGCCAACAGCCCCGGCGCCUUCGUGCGCGUGAGCCCGUACAGGAACUGGAUCCAGCAGAAUACCGGCGUCUAA
This is a messenger RNA of Phlebotomus argentipes, 777 nucleotides long. Its product is annotated as chymotrypsin B-like. Lineage: Eukaryota; Metazoa; Arthropoda; Insecta; Diptera; Psychodidae. Gene Ontology annotation, molecular function: serine-type endopeptidase activity. The record is from RefSeq and is a predicted model, not a curated record. Gene Ontology annotation, biological process: proteolysis. Bases 1 to 777 code for a protein of 258 amino acids. The transcript is spliced from 3 exons.